AUGGCGGACGCCGCCAGUGCAGCGGGAGGGCCCGGAGGACCCGGGGGUCCAGGGUUAGGAGGGCGAGGCGGCUUCCUCGGAGGAUUUGGCAGUAGUCUUAGGGGCCGCGGUCGUGGCCGCGGGGCUCGUGGAAGAAAAGCCGAAGACAAGGAGUGGAUCCCUGUCACCAAACUGGGCCGCCUGGUUAAGGAUAUGAAGAUCAAGUCCUUGGAGGAGAUUUAUUUGUUCUCCCUGCCCAUUAAGGAGUCCGAGAUUAUUGACUUUUUCCUGGGCGCAUCCCUAAAGGAUGAAGUUCUCAAGAUCAUGCCAGUGCAGAAGCAGACAUGGGCUGGCCAGCGGACCAGGUUCAAGGCUUUUGUCGCUAUUGAGGACUACAAUGGUCACAUUGGUCUUGGUGUUAAGUGCUCCGAGAAGGUAGCCACUGCUAUCCGAGGGGCCAUCAUCUUGGCCAAGCUUUCCAUUGUCCUUGUGCGGAGAGGCUACUGGGGGAACAAGAUUGGCAAGCCACACACUGUUCCAUGCAAGGUGACAGGCCGCUGUGGCUCUGUUUUGGUGCGUCUCAUCCCUGCCCCCAGAGGCACUGGCAUUGUCUCAGCUCCUGUGCCCAAGAAGCUACUGAUGAUGGCCGGUAUUGAUGACUGCUACACAUCAGCCAGGGGCUGUACUGCCACCCUGGGCAACUUUGCCAAGGCCACUUUUGAUGCCAUUUCCAAGACCUACAGCUACCUGACACCAGACCUCUGGAAAGAAACUGUGUUCACUAAGUCUCCUUAUCAGGAAUUCACUGAUCAUCUUAUGAAAACCCACACCAGGGUGUCUGUUCAGAGGACCCAGGCUCCAGCUGUGGCUACCACAUAAGGGUUUUUACAAGAAAAAUAAA
This is a messenger RNA of Acomys russatus (golden spiny mouse), 880 nucleotides long. RefSeq names its product 40S ribosomal protein S2-like. The transcript has a single exon. Gene Ontology annotation, molecular function: structural constituent of ribosome; RNA binding. NCBI's taxonomy places the organism in Eukaryota, Metazoa, Chordata, Mammalia, Rodentia, Muridae. Gene Ontology annotation, biological process: translation. Gene Ontology annotation, cellular component: ribosome; cytosolic small ribosomal subunit. The coding region runs from base 1 to 858 and encodes 285 amino acids. The record is from RefSeq and is a predicted model, not a curated record.